CCGUCUAUCCCAGGGUCACCAUGCUGGCCUCAGGGCUGCUCCUCGUGGCUUUGCUGGCCUGCCUCACCAUCAUGGUCUUGAUGUCUGUCUGGAGGCAGAGGAAGCUCUGGGGGAAGCUUCCUCCGGGACCCACCCCAUUGCCCUUCAUCGGGAACUACCUGCAGCUGAACACAGAGCAGAUGUACAACUCUUUCAUGAAGAUCAGUGAGCGCUAUGGCCCGGUGUUCACGGUCCACCUGGGACCCCGGCGCAUCGUGGUGCUGUGUGGACACGAGGCGGUGAAGGAGGCUCUGAUAGACCAGGCUGAGGAGUUCAGCGGGCGAGGCGGGCAGGCCACCUUCGACCGGCUCUUCAAAGGCUAUGGGGUGACAUUCAGCAACGGGGAGCGCGCCAAGCAGCUCAGGCGCUUCUCCAUCACCACGCUGCGGGACUUCGGAAUGGGCAAGCGGGGCAUUGAGGAGCGCAUCCAGGAGGAGGCAGGCUUCCUCAUCGAGGCCCUCCGGGGCACGCAUGGUGCCUUCAUUGAUCCCACCUUCUUCCUGAGCCGAACAGUGUCCAAUGUCAUCAGCUCCAUUGUCUUUGGGGACCGCUUUGACUAUGAGGACAAAGAGUUCCUGUCCCUGCUGCGUAUGAUGCUGGGAAGCUUCCAGUUCACAGCUACCCCUAUAGGGCAGCUCUGCGAAAUGUUUCAUUCGGUGAUGAAACACCUGCCAGGGCCACAGCAGCAGGCGUUAAAGGAGCUGCAGGGUCUGGAGGAUUUCAUAACCAAGAAGGUGGAGCAGAACCAGCGCACCCUGGACCCCAACUCCCCAAGGGACUUCAUCGACUCCUUCCUCAUCCGCAUGCAGGAGGAGCAGAACAACCCCAACACGGAGUUCUACUUGAAGAACCUGGUGCUGACCACCCUGAACCUCUUCUUUGCGGGCACUGAGACGGUCAGCACAACCCUGCGAUAUGGCUUCCUGCUGCUCAUGAAACAUCCACACGUGGAGGCCAAACUCCAUGAGGAGAUUGACCGGGUGAUUGGCAAGAACCGUCAGCCCAAGUUUGAGGACAGGGCCAAGAUGCCCUACACAGAGGCGGUGAUCCACGAGAUCCAAAGAUUUGGAGACAUAAUCCCCAUGGGCCUGGCCCGCAGAGUCACCAAGGACACCAAGUUUCGAGAGUUCUUCCUCCCCAAGGGCACCGAAGUGUUCCCCAUGCUGGGCUCCGUGCUCAGGGACCCCAAGUUCUUCUCCAAGCCCCGAGACUUCCACCCAGAGCACUUCCUGGAUGAGAAUGGGCAGUUUAGGAAGAGUGAUGCUUUUGUGCCCUUCUCCAUUGGAAAGCGCUACUGUUUUGGAGAAGGCCUGGCUAGAAUGGAGCUCUUUCUCUUCCUCACCAACAUCUUGCAGAACUUCCGCUUCAAGUCCCCGCAGCUGCCCCAAGACAUCGAUGUGUCCCCCAAGCUUGUGGGCUUAGCCACCAUCCCACGAAGUUACACCCUGAGUUUCCAGCCUCGCUGAACAAAGGCAGCGAGAGCGCAGGGCUGGUUGGGGGAGCAAAGCUGAGGGAGGGGCAGCGGCGUGGCUGUCGGGAGGGGCGUGGUUUGGGGGCGGGGCUAGCGGAAGGGAGGUGGGUUAGGGAAAUAGGCGCCAAGAGGAUGGGAGAGGAAGAGGACAGGAAUGGACUCAGCCUGUUCACCUUGGUAGAGGUAGAUCCUUCAGAGGUGGGAUGAGAGAAGGGAAAUUAUUUCUUGAGCAAAUAUUCUCUGUCCUGUCCAUGCUAAAGGCGUCAACUCGUUCACCUCGCCUAAGGCUCACAAACCGACGCAACAGGCAACGGUGUUUAUGCCCAUUUUGCAGGUGACAAAUCUUAACCGAUUCCCAAGGAAUCUACAACGACGAAAAACCUCCUAAUAAAUGAAUUUAGCAAGGUCACUAAACAUACCCAAAGUU
Mustela lutreola (European mink) is the source of this 1937-nucleotide messenger RNA. Its product is annotated as cytochrome P450 2A13-like. Lineage: Eukaryota; Metazoa; Chordata; Mammalia; Carnivora; Mustelidae. The transcript is spliced from 9 exons. Gene Ontology annotation, molecular function: heme binding; iron ion binding; oxidoreductase activity, acting on paired donors, with incorporation or reduction of molecular oxygen, reduced flavin or flavoprotein as one donor, and incorporation of one atom of oxygen. Gene Ontology annotation, biological process: xenobiotic metabolic process; coumarin metabolic process. The record is from RefSeq and is a predicted model, not a curated record. Gene Ontology annotation, cellular component: cytoplasm; intracellular membrane-bounded organelle. The coding region runs from base 21 to 1505 and encodes 494 amino acids.